AUGGCAGAGUACGAUCUGACACUGUGGAUUGCUCCAAAUCUCGACAGACAUUUGGUAUUCCCUCUCUUAGAGUUUCUCCAAGAGAGACAGUUAUACGACGAUAACCAUGUCCUUAAGGCUAAGAUCAAUCUCUUGAACAACACAAACAUGGUUGAUUACGCCAUGGACAUUCACAAGACGCUCUACCAUACUGAAGAUAUCCCUCAGGAUAUGGUCGAACGUAGGGCUGAUGUUGUUGCUCGUCUCAAGUCUCUUGAAGAUGCCGCCGCUCCUCUGGUUGCUUUCCUUCAGAAUCCUGCUGUUGUUCAGGAGUUGAGGGCUGAUAAACACUACAAUCUCCAGAUGCUCAAUGACAAAUACCAGAUUGGUGCUGCACAAAUAGAGGCAUUAUACCAAUAUGCCAAGUUUCAGUUUGAAUGUGGAAGCUACUCUGGUGCUGCUGACUAUCUUUAUCAGUACAGAGCAUUAUGCACAAAUAGUGAAAGGAGUUUAAAUGCAUUGUGGGGAAAGCUGGCAGCUGAAGUAUUGAUGCAAAAUUGGGAUAUUGCUCUUGAAGAGCUCAACCGCCUGAAGGAAAUAAUUGACUCAAAGAAUUUUUCAUCACCUAUUAAUCAGGUGCAAAGCAGAAUAUGGUUGAUGCAUUGGAGUCUGUUCAUCUUUUUCAACCAUGACAAUGGAAGAACACAAAUCAUUGAUUUGUUUAACCAGGACAAGUAUCUUAACGCAAUCCAAACUAGUGCUCCACACCUUUUGCGAUACUUGGCCACAGCAUUUAUUGUCAAUAAGCGCAGGAGGCCUCAAUUCAAAGAUUUUAUAAAAGUUAUUCAACAAGAGCAGAAUUCAUACAAGGACCCCAUCACCGAGUUUUUGGCUUGUGUUUAUGUCAACUAUGACUUUGAUGGCGCUCAAAAGAAGAUGAGGGAGUGUGAAGAAGUAAUUCUCAAUGAUCCCUUCCUUGUACAAAAACAAAAGCGCCGUAUUUCUUGCAAUGCCGAUGACCCCGUUGGCUUUGCAAGUAAUCUAGGUUUGACGGAUGAGCUUUCAAUGCAAUUGAAUAGGUAUCAUGAGAGCAGGAGCUAUGAUGCCAGUGCCUCUGAAGCUCCUAAGUCUACUAGAGCUGCUACUGUUAUAAAGAAGUCAGAGUCAGAAGGGAAACCAGACUUGAAUUGUGUUACAACUAGGACUGGGAAGCGAUCUAGGCCAUGUAGUUGGAAGAGGCGUAAAUGCAAAAAGCAGAAGCAAUCAACUGCUGAAGAUGUUGAUCUAAAUAUUCAAUGCAAGUUCCUUCCAAAUAAUACAGAUUGCAUGCUUGCUAAUCAACAGCAUGGUAACACCAACUAA
Vicia faba (fava bean) is the source of this 1341-nucleotide messenger RNA. Lineage: Eukaryota; Viridiplantae; Streptophyta; Magnoliopsida; Fabales; Fabaceae. The record is from the annotation of a GenBank genome assembly.